AUGGAAUUGAAAAUUGGGAACAUAUAUGGGAUCUGUGAAAAGAAUGAGUCAACGAUUAAAGAAAUUUUAUAUAAAAAAUCAGAAAUUCUUGUUGGGAAAGAAAAAUAUUGGGAAUUGAUUAGAAGAGUUUACAAUUGUAAAUUUAAUAAGGCCUCAAAAGAUAAAGAAGAAAAAGAAAUGAUUAAUGAGCUUUGGAAUUUCUGUUUCAAUGAGUUAAAGAAGAAAUUUUGGAUAAAAGGGUGUAAUGAAAUUAACGAAAUAGAACAGAAUUUAGGUAUUAAAAAAUGUGAAAAAAGAGUUAGGAAAAUUGUAGAUAGGGACGUAUAUAAAGAAGAAAAUACAAGAAAAAAAUUAAAAAAUAACGAAAAAAUCAAAAAUAGAGAAUAUAAUAUUAAAUUAGUAACAAAAGAUAAAAUAAUUGGUAGGUUCACAGAAGGAAAAGAUACGAAAAGUUGGAAUGUAAUUAGUUUAGCUUUUAUUUUAGAAUAG
Molecule: messenger RNA, 489 nt
Organism: Rhizophagus irregularis DAOM 181602=DAOM 197198
Lineage: Eukaryota; Fungi; Glomeromycota; Glomeromycetes; Glomerales; Glomeraceae
Source: RefSeq, a predicted model, not a curated record